GCCGUGUGGGGGCGGAGCCAACUCCGCCGCUUUCUCUGUCGGCCUAGGUGCGCGGCGGGCGCGCGCGGACCCAGCACCGGCCGCGGACCCGCUAUGGGCCCGCCCGGCCCCUGGCGCCGCGCUGCGCGAGCACCGGCUUAAAGUCAGGAUUGAAGCUCCAGAAUGGCUGACCAGGACCCUGGGGGCAUUAGCCCCCUUCAGCAAAUGGUGGCCUCAGGGGCUGGGGCUGUGGUCACUUCGCUCUUCAUGACACCCUUGGAUGUGGUGAAGGUCCGCCUGCAGUCUCAGCGCCCCUCCAUAGCCAGCGAGCUGACACCUUCCUCCAGAUUCUGGAGCUUCUCUUACACCAAAUCACCCUCCUCUCUCCAAUCCACAGGGAAGUGUCUCCUAUACUGCAAUGGUGUCCUGGAGCCCCUGUACCUGUGCCCAAAUGGUACCCGCUGUGCCACCUGGUUUCAAGAUCCUACCCGAUUCACUGGCACUUUGGAUGCUUUUGUGAAGAUUGUGAGGCAUGAGGGCACCAGGACCCUGUGGAGCGGCCUCCCUGCCACUCUGGUGAUGACUGUGCCAGCUACUGCCAUCUACUUCACUGCCUAUGACCAGCUCAAGAUCUUCCUGUGUGGUCGAGCCCUGACCUCUGACCUCUAUGCACCCAUGGUGGCUGGUGCACUGGCCCGCAUGGGCACUGUGACGGUGAUCAGCCCCCUGGAACUGGUACGGACCAAGCUGCAGGCUCAACAUGUGUCAUACCGUGAGUUAGCCACCUGUGUCCAGGCUGCAGUGGCUCAGGGUGGAUGGCGCUCACUGUGGCUGGGCUGGGGCCCAACAGCCCUUCGAGAUGUGCCCUUCUCAGCUCUAUACUGGUUCAACUAUGAGCUGGUGAAGAGCUGGCUGAAUAGGCUCAGACCAAAGGACCAGACAUCCGUGGGCAUCAGUUUCGUGGCUGGUGGCAUCUCAGGGACAGUGGCUGCCAUCCUGACUCUCCCUUUUGAUGUGGUGAAGACACAGCGGCAGGUGGCACUGGGAGCAGUGGAGGCGAUGAGAGUGAAACCCCCACGUGUUGAUUCUACCUGGCUGCUGCUGCGGAGAAUUCGGGCUGAAUCAGGCACCAGAGGACUCUUUGCAGGUUUCCUCCCCAGGAUCAUCAAGGCUGCACCCUCUUGUGCCAUCAUGAUCAGCACCUACGAGUUCGGCAAAAGCUUCUUCCAGAGGCUCAACCAGGAAAGGCCUCUGGGUCAUUGAAAAGGUCCAGGAAACACCGCUGCUCUUCCACCAAUGGGGCAGGAGGAGACCUCUGAGCCAAGUGCCUUUGCCUCAUUACUGAGGAGGGGCCUCCCUUUCCUCCCUUUCCAGUCCCUUCUCCCUUCCCCUCCCCUCCCUUCCCUUUCCCUCUCUACGAAGAGCCCAGGUAGGGCCGCCCAGGCCUUUCUUAGAUACAGCUUGUUUCCUGCUGCUCUCCUUCCCAAGAUCAUCUCUUUUCUACCCCCAAGUUCAAGACCAAAUCUGAUAACUGUCCCCUCUUUGUGUUUCCUUUGUGUUUGCUGUAGCAGGGCCCCAAGAAGCCAAGAUCCCCUGGGCUGGGCUCAGUCUCCCCAGCCCUGUUAAUUCUGUCUAAAGAUGAUGACCUGUGUGGAGCCUGUGACUGCAGUGUCUGGGUGUGGUGGUUGGAGGUGGCCUGAGGAGCCACAUGCAGGGGAGGCCUGGGAUAGUUUUGACUCCCCAGAGAGGGACCCCUGAAGAGACCCUGCCCAAGGUAGGGAGUACCAGGUCAAGUGAGGACCCAGUGUUGAGGGGGGUGAUUAAGUUACCAUCCCAGUAGUGAGGUUCCUUCAGGAUGGGCCUCUACAAUGCUGGGGAGAGUGGGAAGACAUCUCCCUAAGAGCAU
Castor canadensis (American beaver) is the source of this 1885-nucleotide messenger RNA. RefSeq names its product solute carrier family 25 member 39 (gene Slc25a39). Gene Ontology annotation, biological process: mitochondrial transmembrane transport. Gene Ontology annotation, cellular component: mitochondrion. Lineage: Eukaryota; Metazoa; Chordata; Mammalia; Rodentia; Castoridae. The record is from RefSeq and is a predicted model, not a curated record.